Messenger RNA from Thyridium curvatum, 1890 nucleotides. RefSeq lists its product as uncharacterized. Bases 1 to 1890 code for a protein of 629 amino acids. Lineage: Eukaryota; Fungi; Ascomycota; Sordariomycetes; Thyridiales; Thyridiaceae. The record is from RefSeq and is a predicted model, not a curated record. Gene Ontology annotation, molecular function: hydrolase activity, acting on ester bonds. The transcript has 8 exons.
AUGAUGUACAAGUUCGUCGCCCUCUUGGCCCUCGCCACGGCUACUGCCGAUGCAGCGUCGCUCAAGGAUAUCAAGCAUGUCGUUAUGCUUAUGAUGGAAAACCGUUCUUUCCAGCACUACUUCGGUACUAUGGCAGGUGUCCGUGGCUUCGCCGACCCCAACGUCCAGGUGAAUCCUAAUGGACGCCCGGUGUGGUACCAGGAUGCCUCCGGCCUAUCCAAGGACGCCGACUACCUGUUGCCAUUCUACCUGAACUACGCAGGAGACGAGUGGUCCACCUACAGUCAGUGCCUUUGCGCCGGUGCGAACAACUGGAACCCAACGCAGCGUGCGCUGAACGGUGGUCUCAACGACCAGUGGGCCAAGGUCGCAACUCCUCAGUCCUGGGGAUACUUCAAGCGCAAGGACAUCCCUUAUCAUUUUGCUCUGGCCGAUGCCUACACUGUCGGCGAUCAUUACUUUGCCUCUAUCACCGCCAACACCGAUCCCAACAGAUGGUACUGGCAGUCGGGCACCAUCAAUGUACCCGGUGGAAAGCAGGCUCUUGGCUCUGGCGGUGUUGUUCUUGACAAUAACCAGGUGAAUGGCUGCGACGGCCCGAACCUGAACUGCCUGCCCCUGCAAUGGCCAGCCUUCGCCCAGUAUCUUGACGAGGCUGGUGUUGACUGGAGGUCUUUCCAGAACUCGUACGAUUGGGCCACCAAUAGCGGCCUCUUUUACUUCAAAGCCUUCCAGGACGCCCCUAAGAACUCUAGCCUCUACCAGCGGGGUCUUGCUUUCGAUGGCGCCAACGGUCUAGAAGCCUUCCAGAAGUCUGCUGCCGAGGGCACCUUGCCUGAAGUCAGCUGGGUGUUCCCCCCGGGUAAUCUGCAGGAGCACUCUCCUCAUACUCCCAUGGAUGGAGCUUGGUACAUGAACCAGGUUGUCGGCGCCGUCAUCAACGGCAAGAACUAUAACGAGACCCUGGUCAUGAUCAACUAUGAUGAAGGUGGCGGUUGGGGCGAUGCGGUUCUGCCACUGAUCAGCCCCAAUGGCACUGCUGGUGAGUGGUUUGAGGAUCCCUAUGGAAAGCUUGGCUACACCUUCUCCGGCCCUGGUGUUCGCAUUCCCCUCAUGCUCAUCUCUCCCUUCACGCGUGGUGGACACGUCUUUACGGAGCGCGCUGACCAUUCUUCUAUGAUCCAAUUCCUCGAGCUGUGGCUCACGGCAAAGGGAUACAACAACGUUAGUACGGCGGAGCUCUCCGACUGGCGGCGCGAGCACAUGUCGGACCUGCUUAACGCCUUCGACUUUGAGAACCCAGACUACAGCAUCCCGGACCUCCCAGAGCCGCCGACCCCAAUCAAGGACGCCAAAGGCAACAUCAUUGGGACCUUCAAUGCCAUCUGCAGCAGGGAGCUCCAGGGCCACUGCUCUGGCAAUGCUUACCACGCCGCUAUCCCUUAUGGCAAGCAGACGGAGGAGGACUCGCUGUUUUUUGAGGACGGCUUCAAGAGCGUCCGCGGCGGUCUCGGCGAGGGCCACUUCAUCGUGCUCGAGUCCAAUGGCCACGCGCUGACUAAUGCGGGCGUCGACAAGCAAUUCACGGCCUCCAAGGCCACCGCCAAGCAUGACGAUAUCUACCAGCGCUGGGUGGUGCGAGGCCUGGCAGCUGAGGGCGACGAGUUCCAUGUCAAGAGCGCGCUCGACGGCAAGUGGCUGUCACAGCAUACUAGCCUGUCAGUCUCGGAGAGCGGUGCCCAGGCCUACAAGAUCGCCUACAUGGGCCACGGCCUGUACUCGCUCCAGAAGGAGAACGGCAAGUACACCAACAUCAGGGAAGACGGUAGUAUCUCCAUUGAUGCCACUCCUAUUGGCUACAAGCUUUACAGUGUGACCUACCAUAAAUAG